This is a messenger RNA of Rhineura floridana, 1623 nucleotides long. RefSeq names its product carbonic anhydrase 5A (gene CA5A). The transcript has 7 exons. Gene Ontology annotation, molecular function: carbonate dehydratase activity; zinc ion binding. The record is from RefSeq and is a predicted model, not a curated record. Gene Ontology annotation, cellular component: cytoplasm; mitochondrion. Lineage: Eukaryota; Metazoa; Chordata; Lepidosauria; Squamata; Rhineuridae. Bases 205 to 1182 code for a protein of 325 amino acids.
GGGAGGAGCAGCAGGAGGGCCUUUUCGGGAGGGGCCCGGGGGAAGCCUCCUGCUCCGGCCCACCGCGCCCCAUCUACUCGGCCGGGACCGCUUCGCCUCCGCCGGGGCGGGACGUGGGCGAGGCCUCGGAAGGGGCCGGCGCGGAGGGCGCCUUUCGCUCGCCCGCCGCCCGGGCCGCCAGCGCCACCCUCUUCCUCCUCGGCCAUGGCCCGCCAGCUCCUCCGCCGCCGCUUCCGCCUCCUCGGCCGGGACCCGCCGCCCCCGUCCUCGGCCGCCCUCGGCAGCGGGGCGCGGCGGUGCAGCUUGGGCGCCUGCGCCUCCUACCGCCUCCGCGACGGCGUGCAUCCACUGUGGCAGAGCCCGAUUACAAUUCCGGGGGGCAGUCGGCAGUCUCCAAUCAAUAUCCAGUGGAGAGACAGCAUCUACGACCCCCAUCUUAAACCUCUUGAAAUACGCUAUGAUCCAGCCACUUGCCUCCAUAUGUGGAACAAUGGGUACUCGUUCCUGGUUGAGUUUGAGGAUUCCACAGACAAAUCAAUUAUUACAGGAGGCCCUUUAGAAAACAACUACAGGCUGAAGCAGUUCCACUUCCACUGGGGGGCCGUAAACGAAUGGGGCUCGGAGCACACAGUUGACUGUAGGGUCUUCCCAGCAGAGCUGCAUUUAGUACACUGGAAUUCUUGCAAAUAUGACAGUUUUGAAGAAGCUUUAAUGGAGGAAAAUGGUUUGGCUGUGAUUGGAGUCUUUUUGAAGCUUGGAGUCAAUCACAGUGGGCUGCAGAAGUUAGUCGAUGCCUUACCAUUAAUUAAACACAAGGAUGAUCUUGUUGAGUUUGAUGAGUUUGACCCAUCCUGCUUGCUGCCAUCAUGUCCUGAUUAUUGGACUUAUGCAGGAUCUUUGACUACCCCGCCACUUUCAGAGUCUGUCACCUGGAUCAUCAAGAAGAAGGCGAUAGAGGUUGAUGACGAUCAGCUCGAGGUGUUUCGGAUGUUGCUCUUCACCCCCGUUGGAGAAGAAGAGAAGAGGAUGGUGGACAAUUUCCGUCCGCUCCAGCCGAUAUUAGAUCGCAUUGUCCGCUCAUCUUUUCCAAGCCACCACCAGCUGACCUUUGAAACAAGAUCAAAGGAACAGAUUCACCAUGUCCAUCAGCACUUGCCUCGCAAGGGAUCUGUGCAUCUCUAAGGGGAGAAAAACCUAAAAUGUUCAUUAGCACUUUCUGUGUUGUUUAGAAUGUAUCUGGAUGUGAGGUCAGUUACUUUAAAGGGUAUUGGGUUUGUUUGUGUUUUAGUCUUUUACUCUUCUAAUGGGCUGUAACAUAAGAACCUGCUUUGGCUAAAUCCCUCCUGCAGGUAGCAGUUCAAAGGAUGCUUAAGUUAGAAUCCCAAGCUCUGCCCAUCAUCAAGGAUUCUCUGUUUCUACUCUUUGGCAGAUCCUUGGUUCCAAAGGCUGUAUAGUGGCAAAAGAUGUCCACGAGAGGAUACAUUUAAGGAAAGAAGGGCAAAAGCAGGGCUGUGGAGUCGGUACGCCAGUCCUUCGACUCCGACUCCUCUAUUUUUCUACUGUCCGACUCCUUCAUAAAUUGCAAAUGUAUAUUAACUAGUAAUAACAAGUUUACUGUAGUAA